AUGUCUCGCCGAACUUGGCACAAAUGUUUCUCUUCUACUUCUGAAAGUGAUAUCAUCUCUUUGACAAAAGAAAAUAAAGGUUCUACUUAUCGUACCGAGCAUUGUCAAGCCGGUAAAACUACUACAUAUCGUUGUACGGAAUACAGAAAACAGCCUCUUUGUCUUUUUCAAUUAAAGUCAAAAGAAUCCAAUAAUAAAUUUACAGUAUUUAAAUCUGAAUCGCAUAAUCAUGAUCAACGUAAUGAUGCAACUCGUCUCAAAUCGCCUAUUCGUGAUACUGUUCAACAAAUGUCGGAUAAAGGUAUGACACAAACACAAAUCAGAAAAGCUGUGUCAGUAAUUCAUCCAAGUUUAACCGUAGACACAAAAAUGAAAAAUAUUGUCCAGUAUAGUCGUUUAAAAACUCGUAAAACUAUUGAUAUUAAUCAUAUAUUUAUUUGUAUUACUACACGUCAGUUAUUAUCUGCGUGUAAAUAUUCAUCUACAUUAGUUAUUGAUUGUACAUAUAAAGUAACAUGGAAUGAAUUACCUUUACUCGUUUUUGGAACAUCAGAUUUAAAUCGUCAUUUUCAUCCAUUAGGAUUAUGCUUAAUAUCAACAGAUGAAUCAGCAGAUACAUUUAAAACUUUAUUUCGUGUAUUAAAAUCAUGUGUACCACUAAUCUACUAA
Messenger RNA from Didymodactylos carnosus, 669 nucleotides. Lineage: Eukaryota; Metazoa; Rotifera; Eurotatoria; Philodinida; Philodinidae. The record is from the annotation of a GenBank genome assembly.